Messenger RNA from Candidula unifasciata, 2484 nucleotides. The record is from the annotation of a GenBank genome assembly. NCBI's taxonomy places the organism in Eukaryota, Metazoa, Mollusca, Gastropoda, Stylommatophora, Geomitridae.
UCUCGCCUGAGAGAGUUGGAGGACGCCUUAGACAGUGAAAGAGAGGGCCGCCUCAGGGCAGAAAAGCUUGUUGCAGAGCUGCAGUUCAGGUACGAACAAACACAAGACAGUCUUGAUGAGCAGGGAAGUGUCGCGUCACAACAGGCUGAAUUAAGAAAGCAGCGAGAGAACGAGGUUAGCAAGCUGAGGAAAGACCUCGAACUCCUCAGCGCUCAAUUCGAGCAAACAGAGAGUAGUCUGAGGAAACGACAUCAGGAUGCUGUCAACGAGCUCACUGACCAGAUUGAGCACCUGCAGAAGCAAAAGAUUAGAGUCGAGAAGGAGAAACAGACCCUGGUCAUCGAGCUCGAUGGGCUUUCCGGUCAACUGGAAUCAGUCAGCAAGGCAAAGGCAUCCAUUGAAAGUAAACUGGAUGCUGCAGAACAAGCAAAUAUUCGUCUCAAAGGACAAGUCGAUGACCUGGCUCGCCAGCUCAAUGACCUUACCUCCAUCAAGGCUAGACUUACACAAGAAAAUUUCGAUCUUCAACAUCAGGUUCAGGAACUAGAUUCCAGCAAUGCUGCUCUAUCCAAAGCCAAAUCUCAGCUGCAGAGUCAGAACGAUGACCUCAGGAGAAACUUGGAUGAUGAGUCUAGGCAAAGGCAGAAUCUCCAGGUUCAGCUGGCCGGUCUUCAAAGCGACUAUGACAGUCUCAACUCCAGAUAUGAGGAAGAAGUGGAAAGCUCCAACAGUCUCAGGGCUCAACUCAGCAGAGUCAAUACUGAGUACAGCACCCUGAAGGCACGAUUUGAUAAAGAAAUCCAACUGAGAACUGAAGAGCUGGAGGAAACCAGGCGAAAACUGUCUGCUCGUAUUACUGAACUCGAGGACGUUGCCGAACAGCUGCGAGUCAAGAAUAGUGGCCUGGAGAAAGCCAAGGCCAAGCUGACAGUGGAAAUUAGGGAGAUUACAAUCGAGCUAGAGAACACGCAGAUCAUAGUACAGGACUUGACCAAACGCAACAGGCAGCUGGAGAACGAGAACGCAGCCCUUCAGAAACGCGUUGAUGAGCUUGGUGCUGAAAACAAUGGUCUUAGGGCAGAAAAGGCCAACCUGGAGCAAGAGGUCUAUAGGCUGCGGGUGGCCAACGCCGAACUUACCGAGCGCAAUGAUAACUUGCAGAGAGAGAACAAACAACUUUCUGACCAGCUUCGUGAAGCUAAUCAAGCUUUGAAGGAGGCCAAUCGUGAGCUUGCCGACUUGAGAGCCCUACGUGCCCAACUGGAGGCUGAGAGGGAUUCUCUGGCCGCAGCACUGAAGGACACAGAGGACGCUCUACGUGACGCCGAGAACAAGCUAGCCAACGCCAAUGCUGCUCUGGAGAAACUCCGUCAAGACAUGGAAGCCAGGCUCCGUGAGAAGGACGAAGAGUUGGAGAAUAUCAGACGUAGCAGUGCCCGAGUCAUUGAGGAACUACAACGCACCUUGGUGGAAGUGGAAAGCCGCUACAAGUCUGAGAUUAGCCGCAUCAAGAAGAAGUUGGAGUCAGACAUCCGUGAACUGGAGGGUGCCCUGGACAACGCCAAUCGGGCCAAUGCCGAGUAUCUCAAACAAAUCAAGAGUCUGCAAAUCCGGGUCAAGGAGCUGGAAGGUCUGCUGGACGAGGAGCGCCGUAACGCUGACGAUCUGAGAAGCCAGUUGUCCCUCAGUGAGAGGAAGAGGAUCGCGAUUGCCCAAGAGUUAGAGGAUGCCAGGUCACUCCUGGAAGCAGCGGAACGUUCUCGCAAAAAUGCCGAGACUGAACUACAGGAGGUCAACAUCAGAAUCAGCGAGCUGACCAUCUAUGUGACGUCACUGACUAACGAUAAAAAACGACUGGAGGGAGAUGUUGCUGCACUACAGAGUGAUCUGGACGAUGCUUUGAACAACCAGAGAGCAGCAGAGGAACGCGCGGAGCGACUGGCUUCUGAGAAUGCCCGUCUUGCUGACGAACUUCGUCAAGAACAGGACAAUUACAAGAAUGCAGAGAGCCUUCGCAAACAGCUUGAGAUCGAGAUCCGUGAAAUCACUGUCCGUCUGGAGGAGGCUGAGGCCUUUGCUCAGAGAGAGGGCAAGAGACUGGUGGCUAAACUCCAGAACAGAGUUCGUGACCUGGAAGCUGAACUGGAAGCUGAGAACAGACGUGUCCGGGAGGCAGUAGCCAAUCAGCGCAAGGCCGAACGUUUCUACAAGGAGCUGCAGACCCAGACAGAGGAAGAGAGGAAGCAACUGGUUGAACUGCAGAGCUUGAACGAACAGCUGAGCAUUCGUCUGAAAACUUACAAACGACAGAUUGAAGAGGCUGAGGACGUUGCUAACCUAACACUCAACAAGUACCGCAAAGCCCAGACCCUCAUUGAGGAGGCAGAGAGCAGAGCGGACAGCGCCGAGAAGAACCUCCAGAGCGUCCGUCGUUCCCGCUCCAUGUCUGUGACACGGGAGAUAACCCGAGUUGUCAAAAUCUAG